Tricharina praecox is the source of this 1847-nucleotide messenger RNA. Its product is annotated as NRDE protein-domain-containing protein. The transcript is spliced from 4 exons. NCBI's taxonomy places the organism in Eukaryota, Fungi, Ascomycota, Pezizomycetes, Pezizales, Pyronemataceae. Bases 326 to 1474 code for a protein of 382 amino acids. The record is from RefSeq and is a predicted model, not a curated record. Gene Ontology annotation, cellular component: Golgi apparatus. Gene Ontology annotation, biological process: protein secretion; Golgi organization.
CGGAAACAUUCACAACGUACCACUUUCUUGCCUACACAUACGGCAUCGGGUGUUCCGGUGGUAGAAACAGGAGCGGCGAAUACCGCCGAUACUCGAGUCUAUGACCCGAGCUUGGGGCUGGCGGUGCGUUGGCCGCAGCUGCUGCUUGCUGCAUUCCAUAGAGGGGAAGUAUUUAAGUGCAAUUGGAGCCUGAGAUGCUGAUUGAUCCCGCGCAUCCUACUAACUGCCUAUACCUAUACCUACACUCCGUCACGCCUACCUGCCACCUACCUACCCAUACACCCUACCGAUCUCCCAUCAAAAGCGCCAACUAUCAACAAACGCAAUGUGUAUAUUUCUAGUCUCUACCGCUCAUCCCGACUAUCCUCUCAUCCUCCUCUCCAACAGAGAUGAGUUCCUGCACCGGCCAACUCUGCGCGCCGCGUUCUGGGAUCCUCCACACGAGAACCUAUUCUCCGGACGAGACCUUGCCAGACCCGAGAAAGGCACCUGGCUAGGAGUCUCCAAGGAGGGCCGUCUGGCGAUCUUGACCAACUACCGUGAAGCAUCGUCGGCACUGGCGAUUGGCGAGAAGUCGCGGGGGGCAAUGAUCACGUCGUUCUUGGCCUCGCCGGAUCCCGUCGAUACCCCAACGAGUGUCUGGCUCCGGAAGGUUCUCGACACCGGCGAGAUGAAGGGCGUCGGUGGAUUCUCGAUGAUGUGCGGCUUGCUGAGACCGAAGGGCGAGAACCUGGAAGGGCUGGCCAUCAUCUCCAAUCGGACACCUUACCGUGACGACGGAGUCGAGUCCACGGCCCAUUGGAUCGGCGAGAAGAAGGGUGAGACCAGAGGCCUGAGCAAUUCUCUGUUCGACAGCCCAUGGCAGAAGGUGAAGCUCGGGGAGCAGCUACUCGAGGAAACGAUACAGGUGUCGGUGGAGGAGGAGGGGGGCGUGUCGGAGGAUGAGUUCCUCAAGAGAUGCUUCGCCGUUCUGAGCCACAACACCUUACCGCUGAUCAGCAAUGACGACACGUACGAAAUCGAGAUGAAUGCCCUCGAGCUCUCGAUUUUCAUCCCACCUUUCGACGCCGCAGCGGAACAUGCCACCACUCCCCACGGACACCGAGCACAGACCCCGGAUAUACCGGAAGAACAGCUACCACCCCACCCCGAAGAUAUCGCUUCCGGCCGGCCGGAAAAUCUCCGAAGCACGGUCGUCGACACGGGUGCUGGGUCCACGCGGUUGGACCAUCUCUGCUGUGAAUCGCCGGUGACGCCACUGGUUCCAUCGAUGAGCGAGGAGGACCUCACGAAAUGGAGGAAAUCCCCACGGCUUUAUGGAACCGCACAGCAGACGGUGAUCUUGGUCGACAACAGUGGCCGGCUUAAAUAUGUCGAGAGAACGCUGUACAACCGUGAGGCACGGCCGCUCGAUGCGAAGGAUCAAGACAUUGUGGUCGAGUUUCAGAUUGAGGGUUGGCCGACAGCUGCAUAGGGCCGAUUAUUUCGGAUGACUACUUGUCUGUCUUGUGAUGAUUCAUGUUAGCGGGUAUUGUUUUUGCCGACUGUAUAAUAUUUGAUACCACUGUGUUUUUUGUGUAGUCACCUGUCAACUCGCUUGGCUUUUGUACUGGCUGUCCUAUGGGGUUGAUUCCCUCGUACCGAUACCCACCCAAGUACUUGGUUAUCUACAUAGCAAGUACUCACACUCUUUUUGAAUUUGUGGGGGAUCCGGGUAGAUGUAGAGAUUCCAUGGUGGUGUGCAUGGCGCCUAUGUACCGGUGUACCGGUGGGCGUGAUGCUUUGGCUUUCCCACUGAGCUGCAUGGAAUCCGGGUAUUACCUGGAGUACAUAGCCUCCAUCUCAGC